Schizophyllum commune H4-8 is the source of this 186-nucleotide messenger RNA. RefSeq lists its product as uncharacterized. The record is from RefSeq and is a predicted model, not a curated record. NCBI's taxonomy places the organism in Eukaryota, Fungi, Basidiomycota, Agaricomycetes, Agaricales, Schizophyllaceae. Gene Ontology annotation, cellular component: mitochondrial intermembrane space. The annotation marks the transcript as partial. The transcript is spliced from 2 exons. Gene Ontology annotation, biological process: mitochondrial respiratory chain complex IV assembly. Gene Ontology annotation, molecular function: copper ion binding; copper chaperone activity.
GAUCCGACGGACCCUAAGCAGAAUCCCUUGAACCCGCAGGGGCUGAAGCCAUGCUGCGCCUGCCCGCAAACUAAGCGCGCUCGGGACGACUGCUUCCUCGCGAACGGCGCCGAGGCGGACGAGAAGUGCAAGGAGCUCGUCGCCAGCCAUGUCGCCUGCAUGCGCGGGCUUGGUUUCAACAUCUAA